AUGGCGGAGGAGUGCCACCAUCUACUCCAAUUCCAAUGGGAAAAAGCGACUUGGAGAUUCCGAUGUCUCCCCUUUGGACUUUCAUCGGCCCCUUGGUGCUUCACCAAACUACUGAAGCCGGUGGUCGCCCUGCUCCGCAGCAGGGGCAUACGGAUGAUCAUCUAUCUGGACGAUAUGUUGAUCAUGACACAAGAGAUCCCCCACCAAGGGAACAUCUAUCAUGGGCACUGA
Molecule: messenger RNA, 231 nt
Organism: Pelobates cultripes (western spadefoot toad)
Lineage: Eukaryota; Metazoa; Chordata; Amphibia; Anura; Pelobatidae
Source: the annotation of a GenBank genome assembly